AUGACUCGUGACCACACCCCCCCUCAAAUUAUGACCGAAGUGUCGUCUUCUUCCUUCAAAAAUCUUUAAAAAACAACAAAUUUCAGACAUAUCAAUGAGUCUUGGAACUGAAACAGCCAUGGGUUCAUCCCUGUAAACACGAGACUCAUAGAAAAAAGAAAGCUUUAGAAACAAGAGAAAAUCCCCAGUAGUACUACUUUUCUUUACCCUUACUCAUUCCCUGAGCCCUUGUUGCCACCAUUUUAGGACACCCAAAACCUCAAAGCCAUCAAACAAAUGAAGCUCACUGCUGCAGGUAUUUGCUAUGCCAUGUUUUGAGUUUCUGAGUUAUACUUGGGAACAAAGCUGUUGAAUUUCUUGAUUAUGAAACGCAAUGGAGGAGAGGAAAUUGAAUUUUGAUGCUCCGCUUUUAUCUGUGAGGCGGUUUUCGGGGACAUCUUCUGCUCGAGAUCGAAAUAAGCAGAAGAAGGUUGAGAAUCCUCCUUCGACGGCACGAUUUGCUCUCCCCUGGUAUUGCUCGGAUGCAUGUUCGGAUCAGGUUACGGAGCCUGUUGCGGUUCCUUUCGUAUGGGAGAAGAUCCCCGGAAAAGCAAAAGGUGGCGCGCAGCAUGAGUUUGAGCCAGAUAAGGAAGCUUUGUGUACUCCAAGGCUUCCGCCGGGUUGGAUUUCAAAGGUCGUGAAGUGUCCUGUGGAGAAAGAGUGUGUAAAUCAGGCUGUGAUCAGGCCCCAAACUGAAAAGAAUGCUGUGAAUGAUAAAUUGAGUAGAUUAGACUGUUUGAAUGAGGGAAUGAAUGAGAAAUGCGUCUCGGAAUCUGAUAAGGAUGAUGAUGUUUAUUCAGAUGCCCUCGAUACCUUGUCCCCAACCGAUUCGUUCUCCAUGAAUUGUACUAUAAGUGGUCUGAGUGGAUCGGAUGGACCAGUUGCAAAACCAUCAGGAACGUUCUCUACAGAUCCACAAACUCAGGAUUUCAUGCUGCGGCGCUUUUUACCUGCAGCCAUGGCAAUGACACUCGAGACACCGAAGUAUGCUUCGAGGAAACAAUAUGUGGCACCAGAACAACCUAGAGAGGCUAAGAAAGAGCUUGUUGGGGAUAGGAAAUCUCCUGUGAAUCAAUAUGAGUCGGCUAUUGUUCCAUAUUAUAACAGGGAUGUAGAUGAAGAAGAAUCAGAAGACGAAUACGAUGAGGACUAUCAGGAUUCUGGCAAUUUAUCAAGAAAAGCUUGUGGCUUGUUGCCUCGGUUAUGCUUCAAGAGCUGUCUGGGUCUCUUAAAUCCUGAUCCUGUUCCAGGACUAAAACUUAGAACCCACUCUUCAAUGCCUUCUACUCGUGAAACUGUGAAACCACGGAAAGCUGCUUACUCGAAGUCUCGAACACAAAUUGUUGAGAAGAAUGCUUUGGAUGCUGUUCGUGAGAACAAAUCAGAUGGUGCAGUUCAACCACCGAGGCUCUCGAAGGCAAAAUCAGAUAGGGGAGUUAUAUUUUCCGGGCCCCUGGUGAACAUAUCAGAAAGUGCAUUUCAAUCACCAAGGCUCUUGAAGGACAAACCAGAUAGGGGAGUUCAAUCCCCAAGGCUCCUAGUGAGCAAAUCAGAUAGUGCAUGUCGAUCACCGAGGCUCUCGAAGGACAAACCUGAUACAGAAUUUCAACCUUCUAGGCUUCCCGAGAUCGGGAAAGAGCUGAUAUGUGUAUCAAAUCAGUUUAGCAGCUCAAAUGACGAGCAGAUUGCGAAUAGGUCGCCUCUCAAGAGGCUUCCAAGUAGUGGUCGCAUUUGUCCAUAUCGUAGAGAGAGGCCUCAAUCACCCUUCCACGGAGGAGGGUUCCUUGGCUUGCCUAAAGAAGCUGAGAAAUACAAAGUGAAUAUGAUGGUUAAGUACACCCGAAGCAAUAACAACUCGCAGGAAUUAAUACCGUACCGGAGCACUGGACAAGGGUCGGGUUCUCCUAGCCCUGCAGUUGUGAAAACAUUGUAUGUAGAUACCAAAGUGUUGGAAGAACCUGUUGCUGUGAAACCUUCCCUUGAAGACAUAAAAGGCCUCGAUGGUUUGGAUGGAAAAGGCGUAUCGGAAUAUGAAAUCACAGGGUUGGUGAACUCUAGUCGAUCUUCUUUCUCCGGCAAACCUGAUCCUGGACAGAACGGUGGACUGGAUCAUGUAUUUAAGUCCUUGGAGCGUUUAAAAGUUAGAGCUGAUGGAAAUCUGAGCCAUACCGAUGAUGAUGAUUCGAAAGCAGCUGAUGAAGCUAGUGCCGGUUCUGAUUACUCUCCUCUUCCACCUCGUUUGCCGAAAACACCAUCCGAGUCUUGGCUUUGGCGUGCCCUGCCUUCGAAAAAAUCAUCUUCGCAGUCUUACAAUGGCACUCGUUUUAAACCAAAAAAGCAGGAACCAAAGACACCUGCUACUGGUGCCAAAUGGGAAACAAUUGUCAAAACAUCUUACUUGCAUCAUGAUCAUGUUCGCUAUUCCGAGGAACUAGUAACUCCCUUUUCUCACCAUUCCAAAACUUAAAAAAGGAAAAACACCGAGGGCUUCAUCGAAUUCCUUGUGCUCACUGCCUUUGGUUCAGCAGUUUCAGUUUCGACAUGGUCAGAGCUGAUUAAAGAUUAUGUUGCAGCCUACAAUUUUUCUCCUUCCACUUGCCUUCGAUAUGGGACUGGAUUUGUUAGCUCUCGUUAUUGUACAAGCUUGUAAGUUGUUCAUUUCUUUUUCCCUAUACAUCGACAAUAACUGCAGGCGGUGGCCGCUGUUUACAUCAAAGUCCAAUUGGAAUCUUGUAAUGACUACAAAUAUUUUUUUUCCAA
Molecule: messenger RNA, 2799 nt
Organism: Hibiscus syriacus
Lineage: Eukaryota; Viridiplantae; Streptophyta; Magnoliopsida; Malvales; Malvaceae
Exons: 5
Coding region: 374-2506 (710 amino acids)
Source: RefSeq, a predicted model, not a curated record